AUGUAUGGGCGCUACACCCAAGACCUGGGAGCGUUUGCCAAGGACGAAGCGGCUCGCGUCCGGCUGCAGCAGGAGCGCUGGAAAUUUUCCCCGAAAGAGCGGCUGCGCUCCUCCGAGUUUCUGGAGUACGACCACGGUCGCUGUGCUUGUUGCCGUAUCUGUACUGUGCGGUGCCAAAAGUUCCUCAUCUCCAAAGUGGGCGAAGACUGGAUCUUCCUGAUCCUGUUGGGUCUGCUGAUGGCCUUGGUAAGCUGGGCCAUGGACUUUGCUAUAGCAACUUGCCUGCAAGCCCAGAAGUGGAUGUACGGCGGGUUGGAUACCAACGUCUUCUUGCAAUACAUGGCUUGGAUUACCUACCCCAUUGUGCUCAUCACUUUCUCUGCUGGCUUUACUCAGAUCUUAGCCCCGCAGGCGGUGGGCUCUGGCAUCCCAGAAAUGAAAACUAUCCUGCGUGGAGUGGUGCUGAAGGAAUACCUUACCCUCAAGACCUUCGUGGCCAAAGUCAUUGGACUGACCUGUGCCUUAGGCAGCGGGAUGCCUUUGGGGAAAGAGGGACCCUUUGUCCACAUAGCCAGCAUGUGUGCAGCCCUCCUCAGCAAGUUCCUUUCCGUCUUUGGAGGCAUUUACGAGAAUGAAUCCCGCAAUAUUGAGAUGUUGGCGGCUGCUUGCGCGGUGGGCGUUGGGUGCUGCUUCGCUGCUCCCAUUGGCGGUGUCCUUUUCAGCAUCGAAGUCACUUCCACGUUUUUUGCUGUCCGCAACUAUUGGCGCGGCUUCUUCGCGGCCACCUUCAGCGCGUUCAUCUUCCGGGUCCUUGCGGUGUGGAACAAAGAUGAAGAAACCAUCACGGCUCUUUUCAAAACCCGCUUCCGGCUGGACUUCCCCUUUGAUCUGCAAGAGCUGCCGGCUUUUGCAGUGAUUGGGAUCGCCAGUGGCUUCGGAGGAGCCCUCUUUGUCUACUUCAAUCGCAAAAUUGUGCAAUUCAUGCGUAAGCAGAAGACCAUCAACCGUUUCCUGAUGAAAAAGCGCUUGCUUUUUCCUGCUCUCGUCACCUUCCUCAUAGCAACGCUGACUUUCCCACCUGGUUUCGGACAAUUCAUGGCAGGCCAG
This is a messenger RNA of Protobothrops mucrosquamatus (brown spotted pit viper), 1107 nucleotides long. RefSeq names its product chloride channel protein 2. Gene Ontology annotation, biological process: chloride transport; transmembrane transport. The record is from RefSeq and is a predicted model, not a curated record. NCBI's taxonomy places the organism in Eukaryota, Metazoa, Chordata, Lepidosauria, Squamata, Viperidae. The annotation marks the transcript as partial. Gene Ontology annotation, cellular component: membrane. The transcript is spliced from 10 exons. Gene Ontology annotation, molecular function: voltage-gated chloride channel activity.